AUGACAUCCGGCUACUCUGUACUCCAGUUAAAAGAGGAUGAUGUACUCAAAAUCCUUGCAGCUCAACUUCAUAUUGGAUCCAAAGAUGUUGACUUUCAAAUGGAUACAUACGUCUGGAAAAAAAAACCAAAAAACGAAGGUUCAACAAUAAUCAAUAUUCGUAAAUUUUGGGAAAAACUCGUACUUGCUGCUCGAGCUAUCGUUGCUGUUGAAAAUCCAGCUGAUGUUUGUGCUAUUUCAUGUCAACCACAAGGCCAACGAGCUGUAUUGAAAUAUGCAAGAUAUACGGGUGCUACAGCUAUUGCUGGUCGUUUUACACCCGGUUCAUUUACAAAUCAAAUUCAAGCUGCAUUCAAAGAACCACGUCUCAUUGUUAUAACUAAUCCAAAUGUUGAUCAUCAAGCUAUUAUUGAAGCUUCAUUUGUUAAUAUUCCAGUUAUCGCUUUUUGCGAUCCAUCAACAUGUCUCCGAAAUAUUGAUCUUGUUAUUCCAUGCAAUAAUAAGGUUAAUAAAUCAAUUGGUCUUAUGUGGUGGUUUUUGACACGUGAAGUACUUCGAUUACGUGGUGAAAUUAAUCGACAAGCUCAAUGGGAUGUUAUGGUUGAUUUAUUUUUCUAUCGUGAUCCUGAAGAAACUGAAAAAGAAGAUCAAGUUGCUGUUACAGGUCAAGAUCGUGAUACACAAGCACAUGGAAUCGAAUCAAAUUAUUAUGAUGAUGGUCCAUCAAUAAUGCCUUCUUCAGAAAAUUUUGCAGGUAAUCGAGAUAAUUGGGGUGCAUCUGCAGCUGAUGGUUGGGGUGCUGUCGGUGCCGGAACAGGUGCUGCUGAAACAAAUGAAUGGAAUGCACCAGCUGCAGCAGCCACUACCGGUGUUUCAACCAACUGGUGA
Adineta steineri is the source of this 888-nucleotide messenger RNA. The record is from the annotation of a GenBank genome assembly. Lineage: Eukaryota; Metazoa; Rotifera; Eurotatoria; Adinetida; Adinetidae.